AUGUCUGUUACUGGCCCUACAACUAUUUCAUUGAUCGAAUCCGAGGAGCUGCCUUUGGUCAAAUUCAAGACGGCUCGGCUUCUUACUCAAACUAUUGAUGCGACAGAAGGAGAUGUGCUCUACGUGCAAGAUGUAACUCCACAAGUAUAUGAUAUUCUUGACAAGUAUAGAGAGUCAAAAGGACGGAAGUAUCGAUUUAGGCGAUUUUACCCAGAACAGUCCCUGCUCAUUAUCAUCAUUCCAACCGAGUGUCUUGAAUAUAUGCACAGAGAACUGAACUAUCAGAUAAGGCGACGAAUCGAUGAUAUGGGGCUUGGAUGGCUUCCAUGCGGUGGUGCAACAUACAAGCGGCAACCUGGCGGAGCAGCUGGGGAGGGCGAUUCGAGUGGACGCCCGUGUGAGCCACAGGAUCGAGCCUGGCCCACGCUUGUCAUUGAAGCUGGAUACUCGCAGUCACUUGAAGCCUUGAGGCGAGAGCUGAAGUGGUGGUUCAGCGAGUCAAAUCACAAGGUCAAAGUAGUCCUUCUUGUCAAGAUACACCCUCCGUCACGGCAAGAGAUAACUAUCGAAAUGUGGCGAGAACGUCUACCUGAGCGACGUUCCGGCCCAAUGACUCUUCGGGCUUUAGCGGACAACUCUGGUCUAUCGCCGCAUCUUCAACAAACAAUUAACAUCACAAGGGUCUCGGAUGCAGAUCCGCUCCUUGCUGAAUCCUAUCGUGUCACCGGGGGUGCACUGCGCCUGGAAUUUGCUGAUCUAUUUGAUCGCCAGCCACGGGAAGGGGAAGGGGAAGGGGAAGGGGAAGGAGAUAUCAUCAUUCAGGUCGAGGGUUUGCGAAGUAUUGCUGCUAUUGUUGGGCAUGCCCGCCACUAUUAG
Molecule: messenger RNA, 876 nt
Organism: Clonostachys byssicola
Lineage: Eukaryota; Fungi; Ascomycota; Sordariomycetes; Hypocreales; Bionectriaceae
Source: the annotation of a GenBank genome assembly